This is a messenger RNA of Mytilus trossulus (common blue mussel), 2788 nucleotides long. Its product is annotated as solute carrier family 25 member 45-like. The transcript is spliced from 6 exons. Gene Ontology annotation, biological process: transport. Lineage: Eukaryota; Metazoa; Mollusca; Bivalvia; Mytilida; Mytilidae. Bases 1901 to 2788 code for a protein of 295 amino acids. Gene Ontology annotation, molecular function: transmembrane transporter activity. The record is from RefSeq and is a predicted model, not a curated record.
CUUGAAGAACCAUAAACCAUAUUGUUUAAGUUACCUCUGUCGGUGCAUCGUACAUUAAGAAACUGAAAAUUCAUGGUUGGAAUUACUUCUUACAUCAAACAUUCUUUAUUUGUGAAGUGCAAUUUAUCAAACUUUUUUUAUGAAUUAAUGUAAAAACAUAUUUACAGUCAUUCUGACAAUAACAUGUAAUACUUUACUUGUUUUUUAUCAUAUAAUUAUUUGCAUUCGUUGAUGAUUUUGACACUUAUAUUAGGUGAUAGUAGUUAUACAAAUCUCGCGAUUUAAGACAUGUGCCCAAAUUCAACCGUUGUUCAUAUAUGAAGCCAACACCAAAUGUAUUUUAAACAUAACCAACUUAAGACAAAUUCCAUAAAAAGGGAGUAAUGUUUUACGUGGGAAAAAAUUUUGCUGAUUCAAAAGGCACAAAUUAUUUAAGAGAUGAUAUUUAAAAUAUACGUAUUUAAGGGGCACUAGCUGUCAAAGGAGUAGGUUCAGUAAGACCCCUUUUUGGCCCCAAAAUAUAGCAGUUUUACAAAAUUGUUAAAUUGUUAACUUUUAAAUUUAUUAUGGAAAGUAGAAUGCUUCUGCUACAUAAAUAUGGGCUGUUUUUGACAACACAAUGCAUAUAUAUUGGGUAUACUAGCAUCAUUAAGUCAUGCUAAAUUACUGAAAUCUUCACAAUUUUAGCAUUUUAGUUAAAUUUAAGACGGUUCCCGUCUUAAAUGAAAGUGGCCGCAUUCGUGUUAAUUUAUAAUAUUAAAAUGUAAGUUGUAUUUGAUGAUAAUACAUAACAUAUUUAAAGGUUGAGGAUGCACACGGACGUGGCCACUUUCAUUUUUGACAAAAACUGUCUGAAAAGUGUCAUUUUUGGCAUAUUUGAAUGAUUUUUCAUUUUCAAGCUUGAAUCGGAGCGUUCUUUAUGACUAAAUCCCUUAAAAUCUUUCACAUCAACUGAUCAACUGAAAUAGCCACUUAAGUGUAUAAAAAGUGCCCAAAAUCUUUCGUCAGACUAACCUGAAAUCUGAGGAUAAAAUCGGCCCUUACCGGACCUACUCCUUCGUGUUCAACAAUUUGACUCAAAUUAUCAGAUAACUAUAAAGGGACCCUUUUUGUUGUAUAUCAUAUUUGUAUUUUCGGUUAUUGUUUUGUUCCAAAAUUAGUUCGUUAAUUUUUUCGUUUGAAUUGUUUUUACAUUUGUCAAUACAAACGCCUUUUAUAUAGCUUUCUGUGCGGUAUUGGUUUUGCUCAGGCAUAGUUUAAGGUCGAACAAUGUCUUGGUUGCUAACUUCUUAGUCAGUGGGCCUCUGGUGGUGAAUUGUAACGUUAUGUAUCAUUGACAAUCUUACCACAUCUUCUUAUGUUUUUCUGUAUAUAGAAUUAUAAUUAGAAAGAAGAACAAAAUAAUUAUGGUUUAUAAAUAUUUGGUUUAUGAAGAUUUCAAUUACAAAAUAUACACUGGCUAGGUCUAUUAGAAAUGUAAGUCGAGAGUAAGAGUUGGGAGUAUUUAUUUAAUUUUAUUAUUGAAUUACUCGGCACACCAAAGAUUUUCAAAAAAAUAUUAAAUCAUUGUAAGUGGUGAUCGACGGCGCUUCCGUCCUUCUGACAUGCUAUUUCAAUUUGGUUGGUUGGUUUGUUGGUUGGUAGAUCAUUGGUUGCGUAUACAUCAGAUGUCACAUUCUGCAUAAUUAUGGCAAUUGUCAAUACUGUUAACAUGUAUCACACAUAUCUAAUGUACACAAAUAAAUGAAUGUGGAAUGUAUUGGUCAAUUUAAAUUUAUAUAUGGGUUAUAAUUUUUAUAUCAGAUUGUUAUUAUUGACACUAGUUAAUCACAGGUACACAAUACAACUAGAUUCUAGACACACACAGUAAAGUAUUUGUUACGAGUAGUAAAUCACAGUCAUGACAGAACACGUUAUACACGAUUAUAUAGCUGGAGCAAUUGGAGGAGCUUCUGGGCUUGUACUUGGACAUCCAUUUGACACAACAAAGGUACAAUUGCAGACGCAACAUCAUGGCAGUAGAUACAAAGGACUUGUGGAUGCUGUUAAAAGCAUAAGUCAUCAAAGUUUGAAUAAAGGAUUUUUUCGAGGAAUGUCUUAUCCUUUAUUUUCUUACGGUGUUGUGAAUUCCAUAUUUUUUGGGGUUUAUGGUAAUUCACUGAAGUGGUUAGACAGACACGAAUCUAACAAGAAAUCGUCUUACCUCAACAUAUACCUGGCUGGUUGUAUAGGUGGUGCAGCACAACUUGUAGCUCUCGUUCCUGUAGAUUUAGUUAAAGUUGUACUGCAAUCCCAGAUUCCUCAUGACACAACAGGACACACAGUGGACAACGCAAGAUAUUUUAAAGGACCAACGGAAUGUGCAAUACACAUUUAUAAAACCUCUGGUAUAUUUGGCUUUUACAAAGGGUUAAUACCAAAUGCAUGGAGAGAUAUACCAAGUUAUGGACUAUAUUCUCUUUCUUAUGAGUCUUUACGUCAGACCAUGAUACAGUAUGGAUGGACAGAUUCUAAAGGAAUAAUACCGGAGUUAAUUGCUGGUGGCUGUGCUGGAACAUUGACAUGGUUUUCUAUCAUGCCGUUUGAUGUAAUUAAAAGCAGAUACCAGGCUGACUUAAAAAGGGAAUACAAAGGAAUAUUGGACUGCGUCUACAAGAGUUAUAGACAGGAGGGAAUAACAGUAUUUUAUAGAGGAUGUUUAGUUACAUGCCUAAGGGCCUUUCCUGUAAAUGGUGUCAUUUUUCUGGUCUAUUCUAAAACUUUAAAUUAUUUGGAAACAAAUUUUUAG